AGGCGGAUGGAGGCACCGGCUGCGUCCCGUUCAUUAAACAUCAUUAAUAAUGUCGGAGCUGUAAAAUCUCUGCAGUUCAGAGCGGACCGGAAUGUUUAACAUUGAUUCUUAUCUGCGUUUCAGUCUUUAUUAUUGUACGUUUUGCACGAGCGCUCGCGACUUGUUGCUAAGCAAACUGGCUAAUCUUGCGUUUGUAAACAUUAGCUAGCCAGCGAAUUCUCCCGGCUAGCUAAGCUAAGCUAAGCUAAACCAGGCUAACCGCCGCCUGUGGCAGAAAUGGCCACCAUGGAGAAACUAAUGAAAGCCUUCGAGUCGCUCAAAUCGUUCCAGCAGCAGCAGCAGGGCCCGCCGUCUGCAGAGGAGCUGGUGCAGAAACAGAAAAAAGAUCUUGCAACCACUAAAAAAGACCGAGUGACCCACUGUUUAACGAUAUGUGAGAACAUCGUAGCACAAUCUCUAAGGACUUCUCCCGAAUUCCAGAAACUUCUGGGAAUCGCCAUGGAAAUGUUUCUGCUGUGCAGCGACGAUAAGGAGUCUGAUGUACGGAUGGUGGCGGACGAGUGCCUGAAUAAAAUCAUCAAGGCGUUGAUGGAUUCCAACUUGCCUCGACUGCAGCUUGAGCUUUACAAAGAGAUUAAAAAGAACGGCGCCUCUCGGAGUCUGCGGGCAGCGCUCUGGAGGUUCGCUGAACUCGCUCAUUUUGUGCGUCCACAGAAAUGCAGGCCAUAUCUGGUGAACCUGUUGCCCUGUCUGACGCGGAUCACUAAGCGGCAGGAGGAGAUGGUGCAGGAGACUUUGGCUUCCUCGAUUCCCAAAAUCAUGGCAGCCCUCGGGAACUUCGCCAACGACAAUGAGAUCAAGGCGCUCCUGAAAGCCUUCGUGGCGAAUCUGAAAUCCAGCUCUCCCACUAUCCGGCGUACAGCGGCCAGUUCCGCGGUCAGCGUUUGUCAGCACUCGCGAAGAACCAACUACUUCUACACAUGGCUUCUCAACGUGCUCCUGGGUUUGGUGGUUCCAGUGGACGAUGAACACUCGAACCACCUGAUCUUAGGUGUGUUACUGACCCUGCGCUACCUGAUGCCACUGCUGCAGCAGCAGGACGCCAGCACCAGCCUGAAAGGCAGCUUCGGCGUCAUGAGGAAGGAGGCGGACGUCUCCCCCACACCCGAACAGCUCAUUCAGGUGUACGAACUGACACUACACUACACGCAGCACCACGACCAUAACGUGGUCACUGCGUCUCUGGAGCUCCUGCAGCAGCUCUUCCGUACUCCACCCCCAGAGCUUCUCCACACGCUCAUCACUCCCAGCAAAAUUACACACACCCGGGUCUUCAGAGAGGAGCUGGAGUGUCGGGCUCGCAGUGGCAGCAUCCUGGAGCUCAUCGCCGGUGGAUCAAUGUCCAGUCCACUCGUCCUCAGGAAGCAGAAAGGUAAACUGCUGUCAGCCGAAGAGGAAGGUCUGGAGGAUGAUCCAGAGAGAGCAGAGGUCACUACAGGCUCUUUUACAGCCUCAGUGGGUGGGGACAGUUCCAGCGACGCUCCCUCCUCGUCGGGCGUGUCGUCCCUCAGCACGGCCGACAUCAUCACCGAACAGCCGCGCUCCUCCCAGCACACCCUGCAGCCGGGCGACUCCGUGGACCUGAGCGCGUCCUCGGAGCGAGGCGGCGGGCCGGACACGCCGGACGACGAAGACGACGACAUGCUGAGCCGCAGCUCGGGCAGCGCCGUCCGGGCGGUCGGCGACACCCCGGAGCCGCUCUCGGAGUCCAAUCGGGCCUCCACGGGGGCGGGCUCGUCGUCGUCGCCGCCCAGCGACAGCUCGCAGACCACCACGGAGGGACCGGACUCGGCCGUGACACCCUCGGACUGCGCCGAUCUCGUAAGACACACUUCCUUCCGCUCUGCCAGUGAGACCUCGUCAUCGUACACGACCUCCUCCUCCUCCACCUCCUCUUCUAUAACUUCUUCCUCUUCCGCCGUGUCCUUCGCUAGCAGUAGCGACAAGGUGUUGGAUGGCAGUGAGAGUCAGUACUCAGGGAUGCAGAUCGGCACUUUGCAGGAUGAGGAAGAGGAGGGAGUGGCUCCAGCCGCCGAGGAAGCUCCAGAGCCCUUCUCCCAGUCCAUGCUGGCACGGAGUAAACCUCACCUACUAGAGGGCAAAGGUCACAACAGACAAGCCUCCGACAGCAGCGUGGAUCGCUUUAUACCAAAGGACGAAGUUCUGGAGCCUGUGGACCCCGAAAACAAGCCGUCUAGGAUUAAAGGAGAGAUCGGACACUACACCCAUCCAGCCGAGGCUCCCCUGGUCCAUUGUGUCCGGCUGCUGUCCGCGUCCUUCCUGCUCACCGGCCACAGAAACGGGCUGGUUCCCGAUAAGGAGGUGCGUGUGAGUGUGAAGGCGUUGGCCGUCAGUUGUGUCGGGGCGGCAGCCGCUCUUCUUCCCGAGACGUUUUUUAACAAACUCUACCUGGAGCCCAUCGAAGGGCAGCAACCGGACGAGCAGCAGUACGUGAGUGACAUCCUGCAGUACAUCGAGCACGGAGACCCUCAGAUCAGAGGAGCCACAGCCAUACUGUGCGGAGCUCUGAUCCAAGCCAUCCUGAUCAAGACUCGUUUCAGCACCGAGGCGUGGUCCUCCCGCCUGCACAGCACCACGGGAAAUCCGCUUUCUCUGGAAGCUGUGGUGCCGGUGCUGCAGCGUUGUCUAAAGGACGAGUCCUCGGUCACAUGCAAGAUGGCCUGUUUGGCUGUCAGGCACUGCAUCAUGGCUCUGUGCUGCAGCAAUUUUAGCGAGCUGGGUCUGCAGCUUCUCGUCGACCUCCUGACCCUGAGGGAUUGCUCUUACUGGCUGGUCCGUACAGAGCUACUGGAAACGCUGGCAGAAGUGGACUUCCGGUUAGUGAGUUUCCUAGAGAGGACGACUGAGAAGUUACACAAAGGAGAGCAUCACUACAGCGGGUUAUUGCGUCUGCAGGACAGAGUGAUACACGAUGUUGUUCUUUACCUGCUGGGUGAUGAAGAUCCACGAGUACGACACGUUGCUGCUUCAACAAUCUCUAGGAUGGUGUCCAGGCUGUUCUAUGAUUGCGACCAGGCUCAGUCAGAUUCAGUGGUGGCCACUGCACGUGAUCAGAGCAGCGUGUACCUGCAGCUUCUGAUGCACGAGACCCAGCCUCCGUCCCAGUUCACGGUCAGCACCAUUAUAAGGACAUACAGGGGUUAUAAUCUGUCGCAGGGUGUGUCAGACGUCACGCUGGAGAACAACCUGUCUCGGGUCAUCACGGCCAUCUCUCACGCUUUAUCCUCCUCCACCUCUAGAGCACUGACCUUUGGCUGCUGCGAGGCUCUGUGUCUGCUCUCGUCCACCUUCCCGGUGUGCACGUGGAGUACGGGGUGGCACUGCGGUUUCGUCAGCUCCCCCGUGUCCCACUCCACUCGCUCCAGCCAGCAUCGCAGCCAGGGGCGCUCUUCCAGUGUGUCUCAGUCUCAAGGUGGCGCUAGUGAGGAGAGCCGCAGGUCUCUGACUCUCAGUGUGACCAGCACCGUGCUCUCUCUGCUCUCUUCAGCCUGGUUCCCACUGGACCUCUCUGCCCAUCAGGACGCCCUGGUGCUGGCCGGGAACCUGCUCGCUGCCGCCGCCCCGAAGUGUAUGAAAAGCCCGUGGGCGGGUGAAGACGACUCCGGCUCCACCUCGUCCAAACAGGAAGAGCCGUGGCCGGCGCUGAAUGACCGGAACCUCGUGACUACGGUGGAGCAGCUGUUCUCCCACCUGCUGAGGAUUCUCAACAUCUGCUCGCACGUCCUGGAUGACACGUCCCCGGGUCCCGCCGUCAAGGCUACUUUGCCCUCGCUGAGCAACACUCCAUCUCUGAGUCCAAUCAGGCGAAAGGGCAAAGAGAAAGACACCAGCGAACCCAGCACGACCCCCAUGAGCCCCAAGAAAGGAGGAGAACCCAAUGCAGGCAGACCAACAGACAGCACGAGCGCAGCUCCAGCCAGCAAAUCCACAUCAGUCGGUAGUUUCUAUCACCUGCCCCCUUACCUGAAGCUCUACGACGUUCUGAAGGCCACUCAUGCUAACUACAAGGUGACGCUGGACCUCUUCAGCACCAGCGAGAAAUUUGGCAGCUUCCUGCGCUCUGCCCUUGACGUCCUGUCUCAGCUGUUGGAGCUCGCCACCCUCCACGAUAUCGGAAAGUGUGUGGAGGAAAUCCUGAGUUACCUAAAGUCCUGUUUCCUACGUGAACCCACCCUGGCGACCGUGUGUGUCCAGCAGCUGCUAAAGACGCUGUUCGGGACGAACUUAGCCUCGCAGUACGACGCGUCCUCCUUGCACCCCUGCCGCUCUCAGGGGAAAGCCCUCCGCCUGGGCUCGUCCAGCCUGAGACCCGGGCUGUAUCACUACUGCUUCAUGGCACCUUACACGCACUUCACUCAGGCUCUCGCCGACGCAAGUCUGAGGAACAUGGUGCAAGCCGAACAGGAGCAGGACACGUCCGGGUGGUUCGAUGUGAUGCAGAAGGUGUCCAAUCAGCUGAGGUCCAGCAUCACGAACGUGACACGUCAUCGAGGAGACAAGAAUGCCAUCCACAACCACAUCCGUCUGUUCGAACCGCUGGUUAUCAAGGCGCUGAAGCAGUACACCACCAGCACCUGCGUGGCCCUGCAAAAGCAAGUGCUGGACCUUCUGGCUCAGCUGGUGCAGCUCCGAGUCAACUACUGCCUUCUGGAUUCAGACCAGGUGUUCAUUGGCUUUGUGCUGAAGCAGUUCGAGUACAUUGAGGUGGGGCAGUUCAGAGACUCUGAGGCGAUCAUUCCCAGCAUUUUCUUCUUCCUGGUGCUGCUGUCCUACGAGCGUUAUCACUCCAAGCAGAUCAUCAGCAUCCCGAAGAUUAUUCAGCUGUGUGACGGCAUCAUGGCUAGUGGCAGGAAAGCUGUUACCCACGCGAUUCCUGCCCUGCAGCCCAUAGUCCAUGAUCUGUUUGUGCUGAGGGGCUCGAACAAGGCCGAUGCGGGCCGAGAGCUGGAGACGCAGAAGGAGGUGGUGGUGUCCAUGCUGCUCCGCCUCAUACAGCACCACCAGGUGUUGGAGAUGUUCAUACUGGUUCUGCAGCAGUGCCAUAAGGAGAACGAAGAUAAAUGGAAGAGGCUCUCACGACAGAUCGCUGAUAUCAUUCUACCCAUGAUCGGGAAGCAGCAGAUGCACCUUGAUUCACCUGAAGCACUGGGCGUGUUAAACACCCUCUUUGAGACGGUCGCUCCGUCCUCUCUGAGACCAGUGGACAUGCUGCUGAAGAGCAUGUUCGUCACACCGUCUACAACGGCAUCGGUUGGCACGGUGCAGUUGUGGGUAUCUGGUAUUCUGGCCAUUCUGCGUGUGCUGAUCUCUCAGUCCACGGAGGAGAUCAUUCUGUCCCGUGUCCAGGAGCUGUCCCUGUCUCCGUACCUUCUGUCCUGCCCUACCAUCAGCCGUCUGCAGAGCGGCGACUCCUCGAGCACGACGGCUCCACCGAGUGGCGCUGCGGAGACGGACGGCGAGCCUCAGCGCUUUCCACCCGAGGAGACUUUCGCCAGAUUCCUGCUGCAGUUGGUGGGAGUUCUGCUGGAUGAGAUUUCCAGUAAGCAGGUGAAGGUGGACAUGAGCGAGCAGCAGCACACCUUCUACUGCCAGCAACUCGGAACCCUGCUCAUGUGUCUCAUCCACAUCUUUAAAUCAGGAAUGUUCAGGCGUAUCACCGCUGCGGGCAGCCGUCUGCUGAAAGCCGAGGGGGGCGAGGGUAACGCGUUCUACUCUCUGGAGGGGCUAAAUGGCCUGGUGCUCCAGCUCAUCACUACACACCCCUCACUGGUGCUCCUCUGGUGCCAGGUGCUCCUCCUCAUCAACUACACCAACUACUCCUGGUGGUCCGAGGUGAACCAGACCCCGAGGAGACAAAGCCUGUCCAGCACGAAGCUGCUGAGCCCUCACUCGUCCUCGGAGGGGGGGGACCAGAAUUCGGAGGGGAAGCAGGCCGUGUGUAACCGGGAGAUCGUUCGCAGAGGAGCGCUCGUUCUCUUCUGUGAUUAUGUGUGUCAGAACCUGCACGACUCCGAGCACCUGACGUGGCUGACGGUGAACCACGUGAGGGACCUGAUCAGUCUGUCUCACGAGCCGCCCGUGCAGGAUUUCAUCAGCGCGGUGCACCGCAACUCUGCAGCCAGCGGCCUCUUCAUCCAGGCCAUCCAGUCCCGCUGCGACAACCUGUCUACUCCCGUGAUGCUGAAGAAGACUCUGCAGUGUUUGGAGGGGAUUCACCUGAGUCAGUCUGGAGCUCUGUUAAUGCUCUACGUGGACAAGCUGCUGAACACGCCGUUCCGCGUGCUGGCGCGCAUGGUGGACACGCUGGCCUGCAGGCGGGUGGAAAUGCUGCUCGCCGAGACCCUACAGAACAGUAUCGCUCAGCUGCCGUCGGAGGAGCUGGACAGGAUCCAACAAUACCUCCAAACCAGCGGCCUGGCUCAGAGGCACCAGAGGUUCUACUCCCUGCUGGACAGGUUCAGAGCCACAGUGGCAGAGGAAACCGCCAGCCCGACCUGUCCUAUUACGUCCCACCCGCUGGAUGGAGAUCCACCCCCUGCCCCUCAGAACGUCCUAGCCAGUAAGGAUUGGUACGUUACUCUGGUCAAAUCUCAGUGCUGUUCAAGAGGCGAUGGCGCUCUAUACGAGACGACAGACCUUCUAACCAAGCUACCCCAGUCUGACCUGAGUGAGAUCAUGUCCUGCAAGGAGUUUAACUCGAGCCUGCUGGCUUCGUGUCUGAGUGUUGGGCUGCAGAGGCUGUGCAGAGAUCAGGGGUCUGUUCUGUUCGAGACCUCGCUCCAUGUGCUGUUCGAGCAUCUGGCCAGCGUGACGGCGCUCGUACCCGCUCCUCAUCAGCCUCUCAUCGUGUCCUUCCAGCCGUGCGUGGACUCGUCGUACUGGAGCGCACUCGGCAGUGUAUUCGGUGAGCCAGGAUUCUGUCGGAGCGUGAUGAGCGUGUGCGGAGCCCUGAGUCAGUACCUGCUGGCGCUGCCCAAACUGCCCUCGACUUUACACAUCCCACCCGACACGGAGCAGCUCAUCACCACCUUCAGCACUCUGGCCAUAGAGCUGGUGGCGUGGCGUCUGCUGCAGGACCGCUUACCUCUCAGCCUGGACGUACAGACGAGUUUGUCCUGCCUGUGUCUGGCUCUGCAGCAGCCGGCCGUCUGGACGCUCUUCGCCUCUCGGACCUACUUCACUCACACGUGCUCCGUUAUCCACUGUGUCCAGCUGCUCAUCUACGCCAUCGCCGUCGGUCCCGGUGACCAGUUGGUGAAGCCGGAGAGGAAGACGCUGCACGGGGGUCAAGACUCGGAGGAGGAUACCGUAGACUCAGCACCUACCAACCUGUGCGAGCAGCAGUGUUGCGACAUCAUGGCCGAACUCGUGGAAGCCCUGCGGAGCGUCCUAGCUCUCGGCCACCACAAAAACGGCAACAUCCCGGCGUUCCUCACCCCCACGCUGCGUAACGUCAUCAUCAGCCUAGCCAGGCUGCCCCUCGUCAACAGCUACACGCGGGUCCCGCCGCUGGUCUGGAAGCUGGGCUGGUCCCCCAGACGUGGUGGUGAGUUUGGAACGGCGCUGCCCGAGAUUCCUGUGGAGUUUCUACAGGAGAAAGACGUCCUGAGAGAGUUCCUCUACCGCAUCAACGUCCUCGGCUGGAGCAGUCGGACCCAGUUCGAGGAGACUUGGGCCACUCUGUUAGGGGUGCUGGUCACCCAGCCAAUCACUAUAGAUCAAGAGGAGGAGAGUCAGCAAGAGGAUGAUCUGGAGAGAACUCAGAUCAACGUGCUUGCAGUGCAGGCCAUCACCUCUCUAGUUCUGAGCGCCAUGACUCUGCCCACAGCCGGGAACCCUGCGGUCAGCUGCUUAGAACAGCAGCCACGCAACAAGAGCCUCAAAGCUUUAGACACCAGGUUCGGGCGCAAACUGAGCGCCAUCAGGGGCGUGGUGGAGCGGGAGAUUCAGGCCAUGGUGUCGAAGAGAGACAACGUAGCCACGCACUUCCCUUACCAAGCCUGGGACCCCGUCCCUUCGUUAUCGUCUUCGUCCGCAGGUACUCUGAUCAGUCAUGAGAAGCUUCUUCUUCAGAUCAACACGGAGAGAGAAAUGGGCAACAUGGACUAUAAACUCGGACAGGUGUCGAUUCACUCGGUGUGGUUAGGGAAUAAUAUCACUCCGCUGAGGGAGGAAGAGUGGGGUGAUGAUGAAGAAGAUGAAACAGACGCUCCAGCGCCGUCCUCCCCUCCCCUGUCUCCUAUUAACUCCAGGAAGCACCGAGCCGGGGUGGAUAUCCACUCCUGCUCCCAGUUUCUCCUGGAGCUUUACAGCCAGUGGAUCCUUCCCAGCAGCCCCAGCAGCAGAAAGACCCCAGUGGUACUGGUCAGUGAGGUGGUGCGAUCGCUGUUGGCCGUGUCCGACCUGUUUACAGAACGGAACCAGUUCGACAUGAUGUUCUCCACCCUGAUGGAGCUGCAGAAGGUUCAUCCUCCGGAGGACGAGAUCCUCAACCAGUAUCUAGUUCCUGCCAUCUGUAAAGCAGCUGCGGUGCUGGGCAUGGAUAAGGUAACAGCAGAACCCGUGUGCCGGCUGUUGGAGUCCACGUUGAGGAGCACUCAUCUGCCCAGUCGUAUCGGGGCUCUGCAUGGAAUUCUCUACGUGCUGGAGUGCGACCUGCUGGACGACACAGCGCGCCAACUCAUCCCGGCGGUCAGCGAAUACGUCCUGUCUAACCUCCGGGUCAUCGCCCACUGUGUGAACCUCCAUAAUCAGCAGCAUGUGCUGGUGAUGUGCGCUGUAGCAUUUUACAUGAUGGAGAAUUACCCACUGGAUGUCGGGACAGAGUUCAAUGCGGGCGUCAUUCAGCUGUGUGUGGUGAUGCUGUCGGCCAGCGAGGACUCCACCCCGUCGGUCAUCUACCACUGCGCCCUACGAGGCCUGGAGCGCCUCCUCCUGUCCGAGCAGCUCUCGCGCGUGGACGCCGAGACGCUGGUGAAGCUGAGCGUGGACCGCGUCAACAUGCCGAGCCCGCACCGCGCCAUGGCCGCCCUGGGUCUCAUGCUCACCUGCAUGUACACAGGUGUGCCUGGAGAGGAAGGUAAGGAGCGAGGGAGCCCUGGUCGGCCGGCCGACGCGGAUCCCACCGCCCCCGACAGCGAGUCGGUAAUAGUGGCCAUGGAGCGCGUCUCGGUCCUCUUCGACAGAAUCCGUAAAGGUUUCCCGUGCGAGGCCCGCGUGGUGUCUCGGAUCCUGCCCCAGUUCCUGGACGACUUCUUUCCACCACAGGACGUGAUGAACAAGGUCAUCGGGGAGUUCCUGUCCAAUCAGCAGCCGUACCCCCAGUUUAUGGCCGCGGUGGUUUAUAAGGUGUUUCAGACGCUCCACGCCACCGGUCAGUCGUCCAUGGUGCGAGACUGGGUGCUGCUCUCCCUGUCCAACUUCACGCAGAGGACGCCCGUUGCCAUGGCGAUGUGGAGCCUGUCCUGCUUCUUCGUCAGCGCCUCCACCAGCCAGUGGAUUUCGGCUCUCCUGCCGCACGUGAUCAGCCGCAUGGGCAGAGCGGACACGGUGGACGUCAGCCUGUUCUGCCUGGUGGCCAUGGACUUCUACCGGCACCAGAUCGACGAGGAGCUGGACCGCAGAUCCUUCCAGUCCGUGUUCGAGAUGGUGGCGUUACCCGGGAGUCCUUACCACCAGCUGCUGUGCUGUCUGCAGAGCAUCCAUCAGGACACGUCGCUCUGAGGCGGGGCGCGCUCGCUCGCUCGGACGGGUAGAAAGCUAGAAAACGAGACGCGAUGCACGAUGUCAGCGAGUCGGAGCCGAAUUUUAAUCACUGCUUAUAGAGUCUGUCGUACUUUCUGACAUCCUGACGUCAAAGCUUUGAAGUUUACGUGGACGCUGAGCGUAGGACCAAACCACACACGAGCUCGUACACUGUAACAGCCGCUUCUUUCUGUUGGUUUGUGUUUUUUUUUUUGCUCUUGUAUGUGCUUGAGUUAGACGUACGUUCAGGUGGAUAAUGUGAAGACAGGUCAGGGCAGGACGAGUCGAAUGUAUUUUUAUAACUGCAAAUCCUUCGUACUGCUCUGUAACAGCAGCUUCACCAGUCGCAUGUAAAAAUCAACGUACACCGAUCAGCCAUAACAUUAAAACCACCUCCUUGUUUCUACACUCACUGUCCAUGUUA
This is a messenger RNA of Trichomycterus rosablanca, 10249 nucleotides long. RefSeq names its product huntingtin (gene htt). The record is from RefSeq and is a predicted model, not a curated record. Lineage: Eukaryota; Metazoa; Chordata; Actinopteri; Siluriformes; Trichomycteridae. Gene Ontology annotation, cellular component: cytoplasm; nucleus. The transcript has 67 exons. The coding region runs from base 277 to 9804 and encodes 3175 amino acids.